Molecule: messenger RNA, 2007 nt
Organism: Trypanosoma grayi
Lineage: Eukaryota; Euglenozoa; Kinetoplastea; Trypanosomatida; Trypanosomatidae
Exons: 1
Cellular component (GO): nucleus
Molecular function (GO): DNA binding; ATP hydrolysis activity; ATP binding
Source: RefSeq, a predicted model, not a curated record
AUGGCGAAAACAGAGGAUGCUGAGGCGAUGUGGAUGGCCGCACAACUCGAGGCCAACAUGCACCUCGAUGGAGUGGACGACGUGGACGAAGAACUGCUGCGCGAUGUGCCGUGCGCCAACGAUGCACUGCCGCCGCAGGAGGGCGUGACGAUGGGGAUGCCGCUCGGGACGACGUUCUCGGCUGUUGCUGGAGCCUCUGCCUCCACGUGGGACGGCCCAUCUGGUGUGGCGGCGUUGCAGGCAACAAAAACUACAACAAACGCACCAGAAGCGGCGACUAAAGGCGUCUGUGCAUUCCCGCCGCUGUCGCAGAUGAGUUUUAUGCUUCGCGGUGACAACGGCGUGGUGCGCUGGCUGACAGCAUCAGGGCUAGAGGAGCGGCGCGCCUCACGAAAGCGGGGGAGAGAGGCGGGUGAGGGGGCCAACGAGCCGGAAUGUGAUAUGGAGAAAGCGGAGGAAGAGGAGGAGGAGUUUACGCUGAGUGUGGCGCGGGAUCUGCGCAGGAUGCGCAGUGGCGGCGGGGGCGGCCUUGGCUAUGUGAACGUCCCAGCCCUUCUGCAGGAGCUGUACGAGGAGGCUUCAACCACUGCGGCUGCUAUUUUGAGCAGUGGCCUGCAACAGGAGCGACAACAGCAGCAGCAGCAGCAGCAGAAACGUCAACAGCAGGAGGGAGACACGCUGUGGGUGAUCAAGUACAGCCCUAAGCGGUUUCGCGAUCUCCUCAGCGACGAUGCCAUCAACCUCAAGCUAUUGCAGUGGAUGAAGAGCUGGGACGCGUACAUAUUUCAAGACACGUCAUCAGCCAGCGGCACGGCACCAGCAGCAGCAGCAGCAGCUGCUUCCCUGCGCCCUGACGAUCGUCUGGCGGUCUUAGUGGGCCCGCCUGGGGUUGGAAAGACGACCCUCGCGCACGUGCUCGCCGUGCACUGUGGGUAUGAGCCGAUUGAGAUCAACGCGAGUGUUGACCGCGCCGCGUCGAGGAUGGAGAACGCCAUUCAACUCGCACUUGCGCCAGCACGUGGGCGGCGACGUGCGGUGCCGUCUGCCUCUUCCGCUUUGGCCGCAGACGGUGGUGCUGCAGCAGCAGCAAGAGAGGAGGAAGGUACAUCACUUGUGGACAUGCUGUUGCGGCCUAAGUGUCUUAUAAUUGACGAGAUGGACGGCAUUGCUGCCAACGUGGCGACAUUUCUUCUGCAGCAGGACAUCCAUUGCCCGGUGCUGUGUCUCUGCAACGAUUACUACGUGCCGUCGCUGCGGCCACUGCGGCGGCAGUGUCAACAUGUGUACCACUUCCCGCCCAUCCGUCCGCAGCGGCUGCUCUCCCGCCUGAGCGAGAUCACCGAGCGUGAGGGCUUAGCCGUGAGCCAGGCGGUCCUCGCGGAUUUGGUGCAGUCCAGCAACGGUGACGUUCGUUGCUGCCUGAACACGCUGCAGUUCCUCUACCGCCAUGUCUCGCAGUCGGCGGAGGCAGUGGGAGCGUUGCAGCUGAUUCGGGAAAUGCAUGGCAAGGACAGCACACUCGGCCUCUGGGAAACCUGGAGGACCGUGCUCGAGCGGAAGGAGCGAGGCAGGUACAUUCAGCUUCUGCGCAAGGAGUACGGUAUGGACUACGAGGCGGCGGUAAUGGCGGGCAGCAAGAAUGCGUCCGCGGCCAACGGGGCAGGAAUAGUGAGGGCGAGUGGCCAACACGAAAAAGAACUGCAGCAGCACCAGCAGGGGCGCGUUACGUUGGGUUUCCGCGUGGAUCCUGGCCACGUGUAUGUUUCCCGUGUGGUGCAGCAGUGCGCUGACACGAGCACGCUGCUCGACGGCCUGCAGGAGUACUACCUGCAGCGGCCGUACGCGGACUACUCGCUGCGGCGCACCCGCGACAUGGCGGACGCCUUCUCCUUCCAGGACCACCUUUCCACCUGCGCCCACCGCCACGCCGCCUCCGCCGCGCUGAUCCCCUUCGCCGAGCAGUACGCGCACACAACCGCCGCUGCCUGCUUCAGCCGCUGCAGCACC